Molecule: messenger RNA, 762 nt
Organism: Cicer arietinum (chickpea)
Lineage: Eukaryota; Viridiplantae; Streptophyta; Magnoliopsida; Fabales; Fabaceae
Biological process (GO): regulation of DNA-templated transcription
Cellular component (GO): nucleus
Molecular function (GO): DNA-binding transcription factor activity; transcription cis-regulatory region binding
Source: RefSeq, a predicted model, not a curated record
UACCAAUUCAAGAACCCCAAACCAAUUCUAUGGUUUUAGCAAAUGCAAAUCCACAACCAAAUAAACAAAGAUCGAGAAAGAGAAAAAAUCAACCAUUGAAAAUGAUUUGCGAGAUGAAUGCACAGAAGCUCUUAGAAGAUCCAUGGGCAUGGAGAAAAUAUGGACAAAAACCCAUUAAAGGAUCUCCAUAUCCAAGGAGCUACUACAGAUGUAGCAGUGCUAGAGAAUGUGGAGCAAAAAAAUUAGUAGAAAAAAGUCAUACCAAUGAGAACACUUUUCUUGUGACAUAUACAGGAGAACACAAUCAUGAAAAACCAAUUAACCGAAUCAUGGUGAGCACACCCUCUUGGAACAAGCCACCGGAGACCCGUCUACUUCCUGCUGGAGUAGUCGGGCCGUCCCAAAAUAUAGUUUCGCCUAAUGCGAUGUUGUGGUUUGAUCAACCGGAGAGCGGCAACUCUCCGAUUCACGGCGGCAAUGCUCAAGUGAACAAUGAUGACAACAUUGUUUUGGUACCCAACAUGAUGGCUGUGUCGGAGACUUCCUUAAUGAACUUUAACCCCCUUAAUAUUGGCAAUAUUCCCUUUGUUGAGUCAAACCCUUAAGAGCUAGCUUGCUUAUUUGAAUCUAUUUAGUGGUUUUUCUUAGGGUGCAAUAUUGCAUGGAAUAAAAACUAUUAAUUGCUCAUUUUUCCCUUUAUUAAUUACUUAUUUUUUUUUAUUCAUUUACAAAGCGUAUCUUUAUCUAAUCUUUAUCUACCUU